AUGAUCGUUAGCGGCUGCACUCCGAAUCGACUUCCGGUGAGCCUAUCAACAGGACCUAGAAGCAGACGGCCGGCAAGGGUGAUCGGCUGUCCUGUGCUAAUCGCGAUGCGUGCGGAGAUUGUCAUGGCGAAUGAGCUGAUUGCACAAUACCAAAUCUCCGGGGAAGUGCAGCAGCUAUUCCACAUCCAGAAUGGCGUGCGAACUGUGGGGGAAGAAACGUUCGAGCAAAUCAGGCGGCUGGCCAGGCAUAAGCGGGUGCGGGCGUCUUGUCUGGAAUACCAGCUGAUUCAGCCGACAGCCAAGCGCGCUUGUGCGCCGGAGGAGUGGUCUGUAGGCAGCCAGGCAACGGUGUCCUCAUUGGGGUACGGGGCGUUUGGCAGAGGGUGCAGCAGGAUGACCUCCGCAGGCAGCAUCCUGCACAGUGGGUCUGCAGGCGCGUGCAAGAGCGGGUCGCACGGUUCUAUUCUGCAGAGCGAGGUGAUGCAGCAGGAGGAGUCGGGGGUGCUGGAGAGCGAGGCCACGGCGUCGCAGAUCAUCGAGUCGGAGCCCGCCGCUGUGCGCAGCAGCCCGCCGCCGGAGAUGCUGGGCUCGAGCGAGUUCCAGUAG
Molecule: messenger RNA, 606 nt
Organism: Eremothecium gossypii ATCC 10895
Lineage: Eukaryota; Fungi; Ascomycota; Saccharomycetes; Saccharomycetales; Saccharomycetaceae
Product: ADL148Cp
Exons: 1
Coding region: 1-606 (201 amino acids)
Source: RefSeq, marked provisional